CUGAUGGGGGGUCCUAGAGAAUGGGUUUGUUCUAAUGGGAUUCAAGAGAAUAGAUACUGUAUCCAAGCUUGUGAAGUUUAUCUCAGAUUCAGCCGCAGAAAGUUGCGGCGACCAGACGAACAGAGCUGUUGUUGAUUGACGUAAACCCAAAAAAUCACUCUCCUGUUGAAACAAUGUCCAAGUCCAACGCCAACGAGCCACCGGAAAAACACACUCCGCAGCUGUCUCUUUCUUCAUUGCCUGACGAUAUUGUUCUGAGAUGCUUGGUGGGCGUCCCAAGGAUCUAUCACCUAAACGUCUCAUGGGUCUCAAAACACUUAAGAACCCUUGUUCGCUCGCCUGAGCUCACCGUCUUGCGAUCCACCCUUCCCAACAGCUGCCUCAACGUAUGUUUGGAAGAAAAUUUGGACUUCGACCACUCAUUCUUCCAUUGGUUUACACUCAACAAAACGGAGUAUGGUUUUGUUCUGAACCCGACUCCCAUCCCUUCUCAUCCUAGUUACGGUUCUUCAACCGUUGCAGUACUGGGUUCUUCAAAGAUCUUCUUCAUUGGUGGACCUAGAGGAGAACCUUCCACGGAUCUAUGGAUCCUUGAUACACGAUCUGGGACCAUCACUCAAGGACCAAGCAUGACUGUGCCUCGAGUAGCUCGCAGAGCAGCUGUUGGUGUAAUCGACGGGAAGAUACACGUGAUGGGAGGCAGAGGGUUCAACGAAGAGAUCCAAGUUGAAGUUUUCGAUCCUAACUCGGAGACUUGGGAGCUUGCGGGGGUGGAGAAGGUGCGCAAGAUUUCACGGAGCAGUGUCUCGGUGGAAAGGAAGGUUUAUAUGGUGGAGUACGAGGAGACCAACGUGUACAACCCGAGAAAAGGUGAAGGAGAACCACGGAUGGUUCGGUUUGUAAGCGAGAUGAUCUCGGAAGGUACUGGAAGAAAGAAGAAGUUCACUGAAAUGGCGCAUAGCGUGUGUGUGGUGGAGGAUGUUCUCUUUGGUUUCUUUACAGGGAAAGGGUUGAUGUGGUUUGAUACAAAGCUCAAUGUGUGGAGAAGAUUGUUGGUUCGUGAUGGGAAGCAACUGGUUAUCUCACGUGUGAAGGGGAUGUCGGAAUAUGACGGAAGGCUUGUGGUUUUUAACUACAUUAUCCCAACUCACGGAUUGUGGGGUGUAAAUGAAGAUGAUAUUAUGGCGGCUACGAAGAAUGUCCAGUGUAUAUUGGUCUCACUGGAUAGAGCUGGUGACAAGAUUUGUGGGACGAUCGUUUGGUCUGGUGUUGUGGCUACGGUCCCACUUUGGUUUAAUGUUCAGCAUUGUUUAGCUGUUCCAAGUGAUUAUUGA
Eruca vesicaria subsp. sativa (arugula) is the source of this 1334-nucleotide messenger RNA. Lineage: Eukaryota; Viridiplantae; Streptophyta; Magnoliopsida; Brassicales; Brassicaceae. The record is from the annotation of a GenBank genome assembly.